UCAGUGGCAGUGGCGCUGUGUUUUCUAUGAUAGAGGUUAAAUUGGCGAGGGAGAAUUCUGUCAAUAGCGUUAAGCCCCUGACACUUGGAAUUAUUUUGAACAUGGAUUGAAAAUAGAUUCAAUUUCAGCUGAGAAAUUACACAUAAUUUACUACUCAUGGCUGCUCAUAAAUCGGGUGGACAAAGUGGUAGGAAGAAAGUGCAGGUAUCUUUUGUGAUACGAGAUGAGGUGGAAAGAAGACAUAGGGCUGGAGUCAAUUCUUUGCAGUAUGAUGCUCAUCUCAACAGGCUUUAUUCCGCUGGCAGAGAUAGUAUUAUUCGCAUUUGGAAUUGUAAAAAUAUCAAGGAGCCAUAUACGUUAUCCAUGGAACAUCACACAGAUUGGGUCAAUGACAUUGUUCUUUGCUGUGGAGGGAAAAACUUAAUAUCGGCAAGCUCGGACACCACGGUGAAGGUAUGGAAUGCACAUAAAGGUUUCUGUAUGUCCACCCUGCGCACUCACAAGGAUUAUGUGAAGGCAUUAGCUUAUGCCAGAGACAGAGAGCAGGUUGCUUCAGCUGGCCUAGAUAGGGCUAUCUUCCUGUGGGACGUUAAUACCCUCACUGCUCUGACAGCAAGCAACAACACUGUAACCACAUCAUCCUUAAAUGGAAAUAAAGAUUCUAUCUAUAGCUUAGCAAUGAAUCCAUCUGGUACAGCAAUUGUAAGUGGAAGCACAGAGAAGGUUCUGAGGGUGUGGGACCCACGGACAUGUGCUAAACUCAUGAAACUUAAAGGUCACGCUGAUAAUGUUAAGGCCCUGGUACUGAAUCGUGAUGGCACACAAUGUCUGUCUGGUAGCUCUGAUGGUUUCAUCAAACUGUGGUCACUUGGCCAGCAGCGUUGCAUUACAACAAUACGGGUCCAUGAUGAGGGUGUGUGGGCACUUCUGACAACAGAGAGUUUCAGUCACGUGAUCUCUGGGGGUCGGGACCGUAAAAUAUUCAUGACAGAUCUGCGAAUCCCAGAACGUCCGGUACUGAUAUGUGAAGAGACCGCGCCAAUUUUGAAAAUGGUGAUGACUCCAGACCAAGGGUCCCUGUGGGUUGCAACAUCAGAAUCUUGUAUCAAGAACUGGGCAAUACCGAAGAGAGACUCUCAACUUGCUGAUAAUGGAGAUGAAGAAAUCCUAAAACCUCUUAGUCUAAAACCAGAGCUAGUAAUCAAAGGCGGUCCUGCAGUACGGCAUUAUCAUAUCCUUAAUGACAAACGGCACAUCCUCACGAAGGACACUGAGAAUAAUGUUAUGGUUUAUGAUGUACUCAAGGCUUGUAAACUAGAUGACCUGGGUCAAGCUGACUUUGAAGAAGAAGUGAAGAAAAGAUUUAAAAUGGUGUAUGUUCCAAAUUGGUUCAAUGUGGAUUUGAAAACAGGGAUGCUGACCAUUCACCUAGGUCAGGAUGAGAAUGAUUGUUUUUCUGCAUGGGUGUCUGCGAGGGAAGCUGGUCUGGCUCCCAAUGAUAUGGUAGAUCAAAAAGUGAAUUAUGGUAAUUUGCUGCUUCAAGCCUUGUUAGAACACUGGUGGAGACCUCUACAGGUGGACGAAGAUACUGAAUGUCAAGGAGACCAUCAAGGAACAGGACAGACACGGGGAGGAAAUGAAUACUUCUCUGUACCUGGCCACACACCAGUAAUAUUUAGUGAGGUUGGAGGUCGGACACUGUAUCGUUUGCUCGUCAGGGAUGCUGGGGGAGAGACUGAAGGUGUUCUGCUCAAUGAGACUGUGCCUCCUUGGGUAGUGGAUAUUGUUGUAGAGAAAAACUUGCCAAAAUUUAUAAAAAUCCCCUUCUACUUACAACCGCAUGUAUCAUCAGGCGUUAAAAGCCUUAAGAAAGACCGUUUGAUUGCCAAUGACUUCAUCCAGGUCCGUAAGGUGGCUGAACAUGUGUAUGAGAAGGUGCUGGGAGCAGGUUCAGAGUCUGGUUCUGUAGCAGGUCCAAGUUCCCCUGGGACAGAACGCACUGAUCCUGAGCGCCAGGAAACCGGUUCUAUAACUGAAGAUAGGGUUGAACUCCUUUGUAAUGACCAGGUUUUGGAUUCCAAUAUGGAUUUGCGGACCGUAAGACAUUUCAUCUGGAAGUCUUCAGCUGACCUGACAUUGUAUUACCGUCCUCUGAAAUAGGAUCGGAGCUGUCCAGGAGUGUCCUGGCUCAUUGGUAAGAGAAGUAGUUGAUGACCAGGUUAUAAAACCUUCUGUUGUUACUACCAGGGCAUGCAGUGAUUUCCUGGGGAGAAGAAAGCAACAAUGCAUUGAGAAUUGUAUCAAAAAGAAAAUACUUGGUAUAGUUUUGUUGCUAGAAAAAUAUAACAAGGGAGGAGAGAAAAUUUGAGAACUGAAUAUAUAUGGAAUUAUGGGAAAUUAUAUUUAAUGGUGGGAGAUCUCAUUUUGUGGGAAUGUAUAUUAGGGAUGGAGUAGAUGUUCAUAAUGCAAAUAAAAGAAGUUAGAUAUAUAUGUAAGAAAUGUCAUUCUACAGGGUUAUUACAAAUGAAAUAUACAUUUUUAGAAAUUUAUUCUGAAUGAACUAAUUGUCUUGUGAAAGUUAUAUUAUUGUCAGUUGAAACAAUAAUUGAAAUAGCUUUGUGUUUGAAGUUGGAAAAAGGUUUAGGUUAAGAAGACAAACAUUAAGGUUCUUCUAAAUGCAUAUAAAGAGUUUCUGGGAGAUCAAUUGGCCAUGAAUGUAUUGCAUCAUUAUCAACUGAAGUCAGUGACUUCAAAUUUUGAAUCUGAGAAACCAUUCAUUACUGGCAAAAGGAACAUGGCAAAAAGUUUGGAAUGGUGUCCUGCAUCAUUUGGAAGUUAUCAGUAAAACUCAUAUGAGUAUCUGUGAUGUAAAAGAAAUGCUUCCAUUUGCAUUGAUGCUAAUAUAACUUGCAGUUUGUUCAGAAUGAAUUAGAACUAUAUACUUCAUUUGUAAUUGACCUGUAUAUGAAUAGGUAUUGGAAGGGUCAAAUUGUAUGGACUGAAGACACUUACAGUGUUAGUAUUGACUCUCUUGUCUUCCCUUAUUUUAGUACUGCAAGACUGUAUUGAAAGUAGAAUGAGAAUUGUAUUAUUUUCAAAUAAAUUAUUAAUUAAUUGGAAUAAGUAAUCAAUCCAGGCAGUAGAAGUGCUGUUCACAGUAUUCAACACUAAAUGUAUGUAUGUCUGUAGAAAUGCAUAUAAUCAAAACGAGAAAUACUGAUAAGGGAGGAAGCAUAAAAUUAUGUUGCAGUGACAGGAAGAAAUAGAUCACUGAAAAUACUAAUGGUUGUAAAAAUACUGUAUUUUCCUGAUAAAUCUGAUACCAAGCUUAUAAGCAUGAAAAAAGAAAACUAUAAAAAAAAAUCUGUUUUACAGUUGUAGCUGAGCUAGAGAAGCUACUGACCAUGCAUUGGAUGGCAAGGGUUUGAUCGCUGGGAGGGAUUUUGGGAGUCUUUUCUUUAGAACCAUGUCUGAGAUAGCUCUGGGAGUUGAUUCAGCUUGACAUAUGGGGAAAUGGGCCCUUUUCCUAAUUGUAAAGGUGACCACAGAACAACAUAAUGUGCCAGCUGUUGAUGUCAAGACAAUACUAGCAAAGCUGAUGCAUAAAUUUCAAAAUAUCUGAGAAAUGUGAUACAGCUGUUUGGGCAGAGCAGCUGAUUGUAUCUUAGUGGUGAUCAUAUUUAUCAGUAGGUUAAUAAUUGCUGUGUAUGAAUAUAUUAGCGACUAAAAUGUGCAUUUGAUUUGUUUUUACAAUAUUUGACGUUUCACUCAUGGUCCCACAUCUCUGGCUAAAAUAUAAGUUUAAAUUUUCUGUCUGGAUGUUUGUAAGUCCUUUAUUUCUUCCUGUGUGUACAAUAUUAAUUUUAAGUGUGCAAAAUUAGUAUUUUCAUAGUAAAAUAUUCUCAGACUACUAUAUGAAUGUUAGUUAAUGUGGUAUUCAUAGAAGUUUGUGUCUGUUUUAGUACUGAUAAUAUGACUGUUUACAACUUUAUUCUGAAAAUUCUGUUACUUUUAGGACCAUCAUGAUGAUAUUUUGUUGUAUUACAAUUUAAUGAUGUAUAUUGAAUCAUAAUUACAUUCUGACAUCUCAUUGCUUCAUUGUUUUUGUCAUUUAGUUUAAAAGUGAUGAUUGAAUUAUCCAUCACCAGAAGUUCACAAUAAUCCUGACUAUGUGUGUUUAUGAAAAUAAAUUUGUUAUUAUUAUUUGAUUUAUAUGAAUAAUUAUGAGUAUAAAUUUUGUACUGCAUGCAGCAAUAUCAAUAAUACCGACUCCAUAUAUUCAUAAAAUUUAAGAUAGCGACAUGUUAAAGAAAGUAUCCAUUUUUAUGUUGCAUAAUUUGUCACUAACGUAAAAAGAAAGCUUUAGUGCCAUAAGUGCAAAUUACCACACAGUCUACCUUAUAUACUGUUUAUAGUUAGAAUGAACAAGUGAAUCCCCAACACAAUGUCUGUAGGAUUGAGGUUCUCAGAUUGUUGGUUAUGUAGAGUUCUGUCUUCUGGGAUAUAACUCCGUGUAGUUCAUUAAAGUCAACUAAUGCUUCAGAGGAAUGUGUCCCCACAUCUCAUCUGCAGGAUUAGUCAAUCAAGAAACUAGCAUGAAGCAAGCAGAACUCUGAAGGUAGGGUCAAAAUGUUCCUCUGAAAUAUCAGUUGACUUUCAGCAGACUACAUGAUGUUCUGUUACAGAAUGCAGAACUCUUCAGCAGAAUGUAUAUCAUUUUAUUUUGCAAAUAUUUUCUGUCUAUUCAUAAUUUCAUACAGUACUGUGCAUGCAGCAUGUCCAUAUUGUUUGCCAAACUGUCGAUUUCCUGUUAGAUAGUCGUUACACAGUGAAACAAAGAUACAGCAUAUUCUUAAGGAAUUUCAACAUUCUAUUUCAGUACCCGGCCUAAACACACUCAAUGCUUAAUAUUAUUUGUAUAAAAUCAUUAACCAUAGUAUGUAAAUAUUAUAAGACUUUAAUUUUUUAGAUAUGAAAAUGGAGAAGAAACUUGUGUUAUUUUUGGGUUGAUGCAUUCUUGACAAUUUUUUCUCUGUCACCAUGUCCAUAACUGCUCUGGAGUCCACUAAUGGUUAUCCUUGGGCAAAAGCAGCUGAAGGGUGAAGGUGACUGCUGUAGGCUGUAUAAUUUAUGGAGUUUUACAUCCUGUCUGCUUUUUGAUCUCUUUGCGUGGUACUUGACACAAGGGAAACUGUAUCUUCCCCAUCUCAAUUUGAUGUUUUUUAAUUUAAUUAAUGAAAAUUUCUUAGCCAGGAUAGCUUAGUCAGUACAGCAACUAGGUAAUGGGCUGGACAGCUGAGGAAUCAAUGUUCAGUUCCCAACAGGAGCCAGAGAUUUUCUCUUCUCCAUAGCAUCCAGACUGGCCCUGGAACCCAUAAACCCACCCAGUCCUAUGACAAUGGGUGCCAGAGUCUGUUUCCCCAGGCAUAAAAUGGCAGGGGCUUGAAGCUGACCACUCACUUCUUUCUAGUGUCAAGGUUAAAUAUGGUGGACCUCGAUUAAGUAUAUGGAUAAUUUUACCUCCAUAUUUAGUGAAAGUUCAAAAUCUCAGGGAAUGGAAUGUCUGAAAAUAGUGCUGUGAUAUAGGUACAUUCCACAUAAAAAUGGGAUAUCUUUCCACUAUAAUCUUAUGUUUCUCUUAAUCAUGCAAGAUAGAUUCUAGAUGGAAUCUUAUAAGUUUCCUCUCCAUAUAAAAUUUGAACCAUCCUGACGUCAUCACAUCAGCAUACCAUUACACAAAACUUACAUGAAAGAAUGCACAAAUAACUUUUGUUUGAUACUGAAGUCUGAAAAAAUUUGCAUAUACAAACAGUUAACUAUUUUGCUGUGCAAUUAUUGACAUACUUUUGGACAAAUGAUCUCUGUUAUUUUCUUUUUGGUCAGUGUACAGCGUAAUGUAUUCAGAAAGAUAUUUUUAUCUGCCAGCAACAAAUGUAUUACUCUUCAAUGAAUAGUUCCUGUUCUUAUUCAUAUAAUUAUGGCAUUAUAUAAGACCAGUUGCUGAAUGGUUGUAUUGCUGAUAAUUGAUAUUAGCACCAAGAAAAUCUUUUCCAUUUAACUUCACACAAUUACUGCAUUAUAAUUACAUAUUUGUAAGUUGAUAAAAGUAAUUUUUUUAAAGAAAGCUAAGCUGAUGCAAGUAUGUUUAUCUUCAGAAGGUAACAUUGUACUGUAAACAUGUUUUAAAUUAGCUGGAGUAUAAGUUAAAAAAUCUUUUCAAGGCUGUAGUUUAAGUAUUUUAAUUAUGAUUCUGUACUAUUUCAUAGAUGAUUUUGUGUACCAAUAGCUCCAAGUACAUGUUUGGAAUGUGAGGUCAUUGAGCUCUUGUUGAUGACAUGAAGUUGUUAUUCUCAAAUGAAAGCUCAUAUGUAAGGCAAGAAAUUAUUAACUAACCCCUAUCAUUCCUAAGAAAAUAAAUGACUUCUUUUCCAUAUUUUCAUGGUUACUUUUUAUUUUAUAUUGUUAAAAUUAACAAACAGUUUGGUUUCUGAAUUCUAAAGAUAACAGAAGAGGUUUCAUUUAUUUAACAAAUAGCAAACAUAUUUAAGUGAGAAAAGAAUUAUGUUCUUAAACAGUUAAAGGGUUUAAAAAUGUAACCCUUCCAGUACUAAGUAGAAGGCUCCAAUGUAUAAGCCUGUGGUGGUAAAUUCCAGAAUGAUAUGUAAAUGGUGGAAAAUAAUCUUAAUAUGGAAAGUAACAUGAAAAUAAAAAUAUAAAGAUUUAAAAUAAUCAGUAGUGAAGGUUGCAUUUGUCUAUGUUAUUAAAUUUUGUUCAUUUUUAUGUUGCUUCUGAUAAUUUGUAUUAAGCAUGUAGAAUUGGUGAAGAUGAUGAUAAUCAAAAUAUGUAAUGGAGUAAAUGGGUAAUUUAGGAUAUUACAUAAUGAGGAACUUCAUGGUUUAUUCAGGUCACCUAGUAUUAGAUAAUGAAAUCUAUUUUCAUGUAUUUGUUUAUGGUUUUAGAUAAUGACAUUUUUAAAAGUUCAAAUUACAUAGGGUCAAAUAAUUUUAUAGUGAAUAAUGAAUUUGACAGGAUGUGGAAGGAAACAGACUUGUCCUAUGUGCAGUUUCAGAUUCUCAACAGUGAUGAGUAUAGUGAGGACUUUAAACUGGGAUGAGAUACCAUGUAGUUGGUAGAAGUUUACCAGAGUUUUUGAGGAACGUACGUCCUCCAUCUUAAGAUUCAAAGCCAAGCAAGCAGCACUAACUUCUAUCAGACUACACGGUGUCAAAUCCCAUAAAAUAGUAUUGUUCACAGGUAUGGCCUAUUUUAAGAUAACUUCCUGACAUUUAUGUGGGAGGGGCCAGAGUCAAUAUUGAAAAUCUUAGUCAGAAUUGCUGAUCCCUGGACUAAGAUUUGAAAUCAAGACCUUGGAAUACAAAGCAGGAAUGUGAAAAACUUGUUAGCAGUAUGUGGUACUGAAAAUUAGAAGAUUGACAUGGGCUGUGUGUGUGUGUGUGUGUAGCUUUUUUUUUUUUAUUAUUAUUUGAUGGCUGCUAUGAGAUGUAAGCAAAAUAUUACAAAGACUGGUUCGCUUGAACUAACAAUCUGUUUUAAUUUGACACUAAGUUACUAAGAUUAUAUGAAGUUAAAUUCACCCAUCGGAUCCCUCAGCUGUCAGGCUGCUUGGCUAGUUCGUAAGGUUUGGUCCGUUUGAGUCACCUAGUUAGGUUUCCUACAUUUAGGAGCUUGGACGCUUCUUCAUUGACGUGUUGUCGAAGUCGGUUUUCAUGUUAGGUGGUGUAUCUUGCAAUAAUGGAUGCGACUGUUUCGACAUCGAGGUCUCGAUGGAGGUCCCUGUUGCGUACACACCAGGGCGCAUCUGCUGUGCGUCUUAGUACUUUGUUCUGGUAUCGUUGGAUUACUUUGAUGUUGCAUUUUUUCGCACAUCCCCAUAAUUGGAUGCCAUAUGUCCGGACUGGUCACAGCAUUUGUUUAUACAGGAGCAGCUUGUACAUUGACAGUUCUGAUCGACGUCCGAUCAGCCAGUACAUUUUUCGAAAUUUGAUUUGCAUUUCCUCUUGCUUCCUCUUAAUAUGCUCCCUCCAUCGGAGUUUAGCAUCAAGUAUCAUUCCGAGGUACUUUGCUGUGUUGGCAGGUGGUAUUCUUACUCCAUUUAGUGAGAUUGGUCGCUGAUUAAUAUUUUGGUUGCUGUACGUAUAUUUGGUUUCAUUGAGCUUGAUAUGCCAUUUACGUGUCCAGAUGGUGAUAUUAUCAGCUGCUGAUUGCAGUUUUGUUGUUGAUUCCUUGAAUGUGUUUCCUGUCGCCAUCGCUGCGGUGUCAUCUGCAAAUGUGGCAAUCAUGCAGUUUGGUGUUUGUGGUGCAUCAUUGAUAUAAAGUAAAUAGAGGACCAGUCCCAGAUCGCUUCGGCUCGGAUUUCUUUUAAUUCUGAAUAUGUAUCUUCGUGUUUGAUGCGAAAUUUUCGCUCCUUUAUGUAUGAUUUGAGUAGCUGAUAGUACGAAUCAGGAAGAAUCGAUUUUAGUUUAUGUAUCAGGCCGUUGUGCCAUACUCAAUCAAAUGCUUGUGCUAUGUCGAGAAAUAUUGUUGAGCAUACUUUUUUAUCUUCAAGAGAUUUUUCUAUGACAUCGGUUAUUCUGUGCACUUGGUCAAUAGUUGAGUGCUUACUGUGAAACCCAAACUGGUGGGAUGGGACAAGUUGGUAUUUUUCGAUGUUUGGUUUGAGAUGUUUCAGGAUCAGUUUUUCGAACAGCUUCGACAUAAUCUGUAACAGUGCAAUUGGCCGAUAUGAUUCUACUUCAUUGUGGUUUUUACCAGGUUUUGGUAUCAUAAUUAUUUCUGACAUUUUCCAAGAUGCUGGUAUGUGCUUUAGUCUGAUUGAGGCAUUGAUUAGUGUGGUUAGUUUUACUAAGGCUUUUCUUUGAAGUUUUUUAAUAAUUGUACCUGUGAUCAUAUCAAAGCUAGGGGCUUUCUUCGGGUUGAGGUUUGUACGAAUUUCUUCAGCUACUUCUUUUGGUGUGACUAGCGGGAUUGCGUCCUCAUAGUCGUUUGGGCCGAGUUCAGGCAGUUCGUCUGGUCCUGGGUUAGGCAGGAACCUGCUUCUGAGGUGUUCCGCAAACGUUUCUACUUUAGCGUUGUUAUUGCGGGCCCACUGUCCAUCAGUUUUCAGACUGGGGUUACCUGUGUGAUAGGGUGUUUGAGGUACUUCGUGCUUUCCACAGGGAGUAUUCCUUGCUAUGAUGCAUUUUAGGAGUGGGAUCCCAGUUCGAAAUUGAUCACUUGGAAGACUGAGAAGGGAAUGUGUCUUAUAGAAUUAGAUUGUGAUAAUGAGCAGAGGGUGGAGCUGGCUGAGGAUGAUAAUGGCAUUGACAUCUAAGAAUUUAGAAGGAAUGAGCAGAGACAAGAACUUUGACUAACAUGAUGUAAUUUCUAAAGAUGCUAAGCUGAUACUUGAUUGUGGUUAGCUUAGUUGAUAAAGAAGUUUCUUCUUAUUUAAAUCUUUACUUCUUUGUGGGUCAUUGAUGAAUUUUCAGAAAGAAUGUUAUUUCUGUGUACAUUAUCCUACUCAGGGUAGCUCUUUGGCCUAGUCAAGCUUGUGCCCACUGGGUAUGUUUGGAUAUAUGGCCUCAUUUGAAAUUGUUUAUGUAAUCAUCUAGUGCUGAGUACUUGUGGAGCCUUACCUGUAUGCCCAUCUCCAAGCCAUCAUUACAGUGCAUAGCCAUAUUCAUAUCUGCUGAUUAUAUAUGGAUGAUCUCUGAUCAAAGUAAGAGAAAUGCCAAGGCCCAACUACUGAAAUAAAAAUAGUUUAAGUAAGUCCUACUGUAUUUUACUGAAAAAUAUAAGAAAUAUAUGCAUUGAAUAUGCCUAGAUCAUUUCUAUUGCAGCUGCUUAAUUUCAGGUAGUUUCUCUAAUGAUUUCAGUCUCCCACAAAAGAAAACUAAAGUUAUAUUUCUGAAUAAAGAGAACAUAAUUAAAGAGAAGUGAACCAACAAAAGAAUGAGAAAAAUUAUUCACUGAGGAACUUUAUGAUAGUGCCCUGCAUAUUUUUCAGUCAUUGGAAAAUGAGCUUUGAGGAUGUUAACUGAUUCAGGGUAGUUAAAUGGUAGGCUUAUGUGAUGUUAAGUGAACACAGUUUUUUCUUCAGCAAUUGAGUAUUUUAUUGGCUGUUCAAAAUGUACCUUACCAGGAAGUCGUUUACUUAAUUUCUGUAUUAUUUGUUAUUAAUUUUGGUUAGCUACAUGGAUGGGUUUAUCAGAAUUAUAAGCAUCGUCUCUCAGCUGACUAAGCAGGGGUACCCAUUAGCUUUCUGCUGGCAAUAUUAUAUCUGAGAAAACAGUUUCAUAUACAAUAUAAGCCUUGCGUUAUAAUGAGGUGUGGAAAAAUAAACACAUUGCUGUUCAGACAUAUUUCCAUUUUAUUGACACUUUCCCCAAAGAAUAGUACGGAACAGUUACUCGGGCCACCCGUCACUUGUGGAGGGAUGUACAGUCACUGGAACUAAGUAACGCAUGUGUUUGAAUGUAAGCAAGGUCUAACUGCAAUGAAAUUUGUUUUUUCUGGAUUAGUGAUGAAACUGUCAUAUUUGUAAUGUACUUUUGUAGUCAAAAAAUUCCUCAGUCUCUCUCUCAAAUCAUUUUUCUCAUUUUACUGCUUCUGACUGGCUCUGUUGUAUAAACAUUGUACUCUGUUAUUUGCAGCAUUUUAUGUAUCUACAUCAGAUAAUGGCCGAUGUUAUUGGAGGAAACUGCAAUAGCAAAUUCCUUUAUAGUAUUAAUAAUUAGUGUACAAAUGGCAAACCAUAUCUAGUAAUUUCUAUAUGCUAAUUUUUCUCAUAAGAAAUACUGGAAUUUGAUUUAAUUUUAUUAUUAGAGGUGUGCUUAUGUAAAAUGAUUGUAUAAAAUGUACAUAGGGUAUAAUAGACUCUUGUGACUUAGCUAAUAUUUUAUAAAUAUUUAAAAGAAAUCAGUAAUAAUGAAAGCUAAUUGAUAAGAUUGUAAAUAAAAUAAAAAAUUCUUUAUCUCUGA
Messenger RNA from Cryptotermes secundus, 10979 nucleotides. Its product is annotated as WD repeat-containing protein 48. The record is from RefSeq and is a predicted model, not a curated record. The coding region runs from base 157 to 2160 and encodes 667 amino acids. Gene Ontology annotation, molecular function: ubiquitin binding. Gene Ontology annotation, biological process: protein deubiquitination; double-strand break repair via homologous recombination. The transcript is spliced from 13 exons. NCBI's taxonomy places the organism in Eukaryota, Metazoa, Arthropoda, Insecta, Blattodea, Kalotermitidae.